CAUAUAUAUAUAUGAGCAAAGUUUUUUUAAGUUAAUGAGGUGCAAGGAACAUUUAACCGACCUCAGCAGCAGCGUCGGCGUCUGUGCCACAUGUCUCCGGCAGCGUCUUCUUGCGGUCCUCGCCGCCCAAGCUCAAUUAGCACGCGCUGCCCAGAGUCUUCGGAAAUCUGACCCACCGCCGCUGAUUUUCCCUCGGUCUGUUUCUCCUUACGUUAGUCGACGGAAAUCUGAAGACAGCGGUGCCAACUGGAUCCACCACCAGCGAUUCUACAGCACUCCCCUGGUGGGGCCUACCCACGGCACCGCUACUACCGGCGAUUUUGAAGCGGCCAGGUCUUUCAAAAAGAAAAACAGGUUCUCGCUUUUUUCGGAUCUGUUCAGAUCGAGAUCCGAGAAGUUCAAUUCGGAUCCUAGUGUUCAUUAUCAUCGGGACUCGUCUGAUGAACCGUCCUCGUCCUCCUCAUCCCCGUCUUUAUUCUCGGCAAUCUUUGCUGUUCGUCGAAAAAAGAACCAAUCUUCGAGGACAACUCGUGUAGAAGAAUUUGCCCAAUUCGGUCCAGGGGAUACAAAACCAUCCAGGAUCACGGAUCGGGGAAUGUCGCCCGCGAUUGAAGCAGAUUUGGGAGACGAGUGUCAUCGAUUACCAUCUAGAAUCUCGCCGGAGGCUUCCCCACAGUGGAAGAGGACACCGAAGGCGGCGAGGAGAUCAAGGAGCGGGGCAGGGAACUCAUCGGGACUGGCCUUUUGCUUUAGCCCGUUGGUGAGGGCGAGUCCGAACCGGCACUGGAACCAGAAGGGCGGGUUUCCGCCGGACGUCAUUUACCGGCGAUGGUAGACCGGCAAUGAAGCCCCCGCUUGCAACCGAACAGGUCCAGGAAGCUUGCUGAUAUGGGCACAAUCGAUUACAAGUACUAAGUGCGUUCCAGGAAAAAGAAACUACUACUGUACAACGCAAUCUAAGGAGUGAGCUUCUUAUGGUACUUGAAAGCAAGGGGGGUAAAUUUCUUGGAAGUUGAAGGUGGUUAGGCCGGGAGGACCAGCAUUAAUGAGGUGGCAUAAUGCUGUGCAGUUGAUGGUGGGCCUAUCGUCUUAAUGGCGGCGACUCCAAGGCUUAAAAAAAAGGGCAGCAGAAAUUAAUAAACGCGACAGAGUUCGACAUAUUAAUGAGGGUGCACUUAAAUGAUUUUUCGUCUCUUUAGUUUUACUGAUAAAGCACAUGAUCAUCUCCUUCAUCAUCAGCAGUGAGAAGCAGAGGGUUGGGUUUCACAGGAAUCAGAAAUCAGAAAUGGCAUUCGGGGUCGGAUAGCUUCGACAACGUGGAGAUGGUAAUGGCAAUGGCUGGUUGAAAGUUGAAACUACAUUGAGGAAGAAGAAUGAGAUGUUGAACAUCAACAGGAGGAUGGAUUAAGAGUGACCAUCUUGAGUCUGUUUUGGUGGGUUACUACCUCAACUUGAUUUUGCAUCAAAUAUCUGCAAACGCUUCAACUCGCAAUAAACUGUUUUUUGCCGUUAUCUUCAUAUAUUCUCAACGUUUAACGGUUAAAGUAGUUGAUUAGUAGGUACUGUUGCCAUUGAUGCCGGUAAUAAAAGCAUAGAAAUUGGCUGGUUGCAUAAGCUACUAAACAUACCAAAAAUGGAAUUUUGAAGGCUUUAGUUUAUUGUUGCCGAAGCUAUAUGAAGAUGGAAUUGGCAUGCUUUAGCUACUCUU
Molecule: messenger RNA, 1708 nt
Organism: Hibiscus syriacus
Lineage: Eukaryota; Viridiplantae; Streptophyta; Magnoliopsida; Malvales; Malvaceae
Exons: 2
Coding region: 35-835 (266 amino acids)
Source: RefSeq, a predicted model, not a curated record